This is a messenger RNA of Manihot esculenta (cassava), 2467 nucleotides long. RefSeq names its product ubiquitin C-terminal hydrolase 22. The transcript has 3 exons. Bases 220 to 1998 code for a protein of 592 amino acids. The record is from RefSeq and is a predicted model, not a curated record. NCBI's taxonomy places the organism in Eukaryota, Viridiplantae, Streptophyta, Magnoliopsida, Malpighiales, Euphorbiaceae. Gene Ontology annotation, molecular function: zinc ion binding; cysteine-type deubiquitinase activity. Gene Ontology annotation, biological process: protein deubiquitination.
UGCUCGCAAUAUCUCAUUUUGCAAAGAGAAGCACUAACUUUAUUACCCAAACAAACAGGUACAAUCUCUCACCAGAUCAUACUCGACCUCAUUAUUCUCCAUGCUCCCUCACUCUCAUUCCUUUGGUCCCAGCCGUUGAUCUCUUCAUCCAUGAAUCUUAGGUUCUUCAAAUCGAGGGUUUCCACCGUCAGCCGCCGCAUACGACCCUAAUCUCCACCCAUGUCAUCAAAGAUCAACCGCCACCACUACCACCACAGAUUCAACGCCCAGAUUUUUCCUCCUCCUUGUCCCCACUUAGCCGAGUUCCGUGCCCGGAACGGCUCUAAGCCCUUUCGGGCUCUCCAAGAUUGUCUCCGGGCGAAAUCACCGGGCGGCCGAGCCGCGAUACGACGGGACCCUUCAGAGGUUCCUCGCUGCGGCGCUUGCGGAGAGUCUGCGCGGCCUCGGCUCUAUGCUUGCGUGGCGUGCGCUGCUAUCUCUUGCCACGCGCCCCCCGGACCAUCUCAUGCGGCUGUGCAUGCCACGUCCAUGCCUCCAGGCCAUGAGAUUGCGGUGGACGUUGAUCGCGCGGAACUCUUCUGCUGCGCCUGCCGCGAUCAGAUCUAUGACCGCGAUUUCGAUGCUGCGGUGGUCUUAUCUCAAAUCACCACUCUCAAUUCCGCCACAAUCCAGUCGACGAAACCGGAAAAUCUCCGUAAACGCCGGAGAGUCGACUACCGUCCAUGGUCUCCUGAUCUGCGGGAUCGUGUGUUAAUGGAGAGCGGCUCGAGUCCCCUGGAUUACGGGUCUGAUAUGCCCCGAGGCUUGCGAGGGUUGAAUAACCUGGGAAACACUUGCUUUAUGAACUCGGUGCUUCAGGCAUUGCUCCAUACCCCUCCAUUGAGGAAUUAUUUCUUGAGCGAUCGGCAUAAUAGGUACUAUUGUAAGCAGAAAAAUGGUGUUACUAAUACUAAUGCUGAUGGGAAGAGGAAUGCGUGUACUGGUGAUGGUAAUGGCGAAAAGAAUGCGCGAUUAUGCUUGGCUUGUGACAUGGAUGCGAUGUUUUCAGCUGUUUUCUCAGGGGAUCGGAGGCCUUAUAGCCCGGCAAAGUUUUUGUACAGUUGGUGGCAACACGCAUCUAACUUGGCAAGUUAUGAGCAACAGGAUGCCCAUGAAUUUUUCAUCUCCAUGCUUGAUGGGAUCCAUGAAAAGGUGGAGAAGGAUCUACGGAAGCCCCACAAUCAAGGCCAUGGAGACUGUUGUAUCGCUCAUAGAGUUUUUUCCGGUAUUUUACGAUCCGAUGUUAUGUGUAUGGCUUGUGGUUUCACAUCCACAACAUAUGACCCCUGUGUUGACAUCUCACUGGAUUUAGAAUCUCACCAUGGGGGCUCUGCAAAGUCAGCAUCUACGAAGACUCAUCAUUCUUGCAAUGGUGAGGCAGAUAGCAUAAAUUCUGGCCAAAACUGUGGGAUAUCUACUCUAAUGGGGUGUUUGGACCGGUUUACUAGACCUGAGAGAUUGGGGGCUGACCAAAAAUUCUUUUGCCAACAAUGUCAGGUGAGGCAGGAGUCUCUCAAACAGAUGUCUAUAAGGAAGCUUCCUUUGGUUUCUUGCUUCCACAUCAAAAGAUUUGAGCAUUCUUCCAUAAGGAAAAUGUCAAGGAAAAUUGAUCGUUAUUUGCAAUUUCCUUUUUCAUUGGACAUGACACCUUAUCUUUCUUCUUCCAUCUUGAGAAGUCGAUUUGGUAAUAGGAUUUUCCCAUUUGAUGGAGAUGAACCAGAUGCUUCAAAUGAGAUGUCAUCAGAGUUUGAGUUGUUUGCUGUCGUCACACACACAGGUAAACUUGAUGCUGGUCACUAUGUGACCUAUUUACGCUUAAGUAAUCAAUGGUACAAGUGUGAUGAUGCUUGGGUCACUCAAGUCAAUGAGAAUAUUGUGAGGGCUGCACAAGGCUACAUGAUUUUUUAUGUACAGAAGAUGUUUUAUUACAAACCAAGUGAGAACCAAGUAGCCUCAUGAUGUGAUGACCAAAAUUGGUGGUUGACUCGUCUGCACUGGAAAAUAGCAAUCAAUGAAGUCUUGGUCUACGUCUGAGUGAAUCCAUGGCUGGUUUUAUAUGCCAAGGAAGCAAAUGUUGGAAAGUUGCUCUUUCUAUCGGUGAAACUGAAGCAUCACACUUAUUUAAGUUCUUUAAGUCAUGGCUUAUUAUACUUGGAACAUUAAGUGAGCCUGAAUUUUUGAGGCACUUCAACAUUUUGGUGAAUUUAAGUUUUAUGAAGGUAUGGACUUUUACAAAUUGAUUCCUGAUUUAAAAGUUUUCCCCUAAGGAGGGUUUCCCCACUGCUCAUUCAAGUAUUGUUGGUGGGUUGAUUCUAUUUUUUGUCUCAUGGAUCCUCUCAGAAGUUGCAGUGCUUGGAAGUGUAUUUCAACAGUGUACUAAUCUUUCUUACAUGGCAUAUAAAAUCUGAUAUGAGUUCAUUUUCUUUUC